Dermatophagoides farinae (American house dust mite) is the source of this 1295-nucleotide messenger RNA. RefSeq names its product cuticle protein 10.9. Lineage: Eukaryota; Metazoa; Arthropoda; Arachnida; Sarcoptiformes; Pyroglyphidae. Gene Ontology annotation, molecular function: structural constituent of chitin-based larval cuticle. The record is from RefSeq and is a predicted model, not a curated record. Gene Ontology annotation, cellular component: chitin-based extracellular matrix.
UGUAACAUUCGAAAAUUUAUUAUUAUUAUUAUUAUUAUGAUCAUAUUUAGCAUUUAAUUUGUCAAUCUUCAGAUAAGAUGAAGAUCAUACUUGAAACAACAAACGAAAGAAAGUCAAAGGAUCAAUGAAAAUAAUUUAUGGUUACAUCAAAAUUUGAAAUGGCUUUCGACCUGGAUGUGUUGAUACAACAACAACAACAACGACGACGACGACGACAACAAAAAAAACAAAAUUAAACUUGAAAAUAAUGUACACAACACAAUUUGAAUGUUAGCUUCACUGUCGAACAUUUCAACAACGAGAACGAUUCAUUGCCCCCCCGCAUAGGAACAUUCGAAAAAGAGUCUUCUGGGCCAAUUCCUCUUUUUUUUCCUUCUUCAUUUUCGAAUGAAAAAAAAAACGUUUCAAGAACUUUUUCUUAUGUAAUCACCACCACCACUAUCAUCAUCAUCAUCAUUGAGAGAAUGAAGAGAACAUUCAAUAUAUUCACAAUGAUAAGAUAAACAUUUACGUCUGUUUUGAUAAUCGUUACAACAAAUGCAUCGUUGUCUUCUUUUUUGUUGUUGUUGUUGUUGUUGUUUUUCUGUGACCAUCAUUUUGUACUGUUUAUUUAUUUAUUUUCUUUUCUUUCCUUAAAUCAUUUAUAAACUAUGUGGACAUAACGGAUGAAAUGGAUGGACAAAUGAUAUAUUAUAUGCAUAAAAUGGGGAUGGAAAAUGUGAAUCUUCGAAUCCAAGAUCGAAUAAAAAUGAAUUAAAACACGAACAAGACACUGAUGAAGAGUAAAAAAAAGAAGAAAAUCUUCCAGAAAGUAAACGACGAACGAGCUGGACAAUAUAAAAAGUCAAACACUUGUCCAUGGAAUCCUAGUUUACAAAACAAAAAAACAUUAUCAACUUUUGUUUAUACAGUGUGUAAUUCAUCGAUCCAUUGUAGAUUUAAAUAAUAUAAAUCGAAUAAAAAUGUUCAAGGAAAUCAUUACAUUAACAUUAUGCUGUUUGUUUAUUGCCGUUUAUGCUGCACCAGCUACAACGACAGCUGAAAAAGAAGAACCACCACAUCCAUAUAAUUUUGCUUAUGAAGAAAAAGAUGCAAAUUUCACCAUUACCCGGCAAGAAGAAAUGGAUGAACAUGGUACGGUAAAAGGUUCAUAUUCAUAUAUUGAUCGUGAUGGUGUAUUCCGUACCGUUAAUUAUAUUGCCGAUGAAAAUGGUUUCCGUGCUGCUGUACAAUCAAAUGAACCUGGUCUUACUAAUUCAGCACCGGCUGCUGCUACCAUUCAAAUCAAUUAACAU